This is a messenger RNA of Daphnia pulicaria, 1822 nucleotides long. Its product is annotated as zinc transporter 2-like. The record is from RefSeq and is a predicted model, not a curated record. Gene Ontology annotation, molecular function: zinc ion transmembrane transporter activity. Lineage: Eukaryota; Metazoa; Arthropoda; Branchiopoda; Diplostraca; Daphniidae. The transcript is spliced from 11 exons. The coding region runs from base 234 to 1637 and encodes 467 amino acids. Gene Ontology annotation, cellular component: plasma membrane. Gene Ontology annotation, biological process: zinc ion transmembrane transport; response to zinc ion.
AUGGCGCGGCGAUCUGCAUGUCUUAAAUUGUUUAUUAGUCUAUCCAUUUAAAGAGGUCGUCGUUUUAGACGAACUAACGCAAAUGUUUUGUUCUUUUGAUCGUUUUAAUAGUUUUCUCCUUCUUAAUUGAAUAGCUCUUAUUAUACGUGGGUCGGUCGUACUAAAUAGUAUUGUUGUCAUCUUGCAAGUUUAUAAUCGUUGUAUCAAAUCUUAAGUAAUCAAUCUAAUAAGAGAUGGCUGAUUCGAAUUUAUCUGGUGGGCUUUCAAUUCCGGGGUCUGCACAACGACGAAAAAAAGCCUUCAGUGUUUCUCUUCGCGAAAAUGAUUUUGACAUUUCCGAAGUACCUUGUUUGGAAGAAGAAAUAAUCUCUUUAGAUAAUGAUAGAAAUCUAACACCUGUUGCAGACAAAUGUUAUAGUUGUGGACAAACUUUACCAUACAAAGCUUCAAAUGAAAGGGAUGUUAGCCAAAGCAGAACUCCAAUUAACAACUGUAGUCCCAAAAAUCAUAGCUUGAUUAAAAAUUCAAGAACUGAGCUGCAACCACAUACUACUUCACAUUUGGAUUACGAGUCAUGUACGUCUAGUGGAGAAAAUCAUCUUAGUUUGGAUCAUUGCCAUAGGGCAAGAGUGUUGACAACUGAUUCAAAGGCAAAAAAGAAGCUUAUACUGGCAAGCAUUCUUUGUUUGGUCUUCAUGGUAGGAGAAGCUGUGGGAGGAUAUCUUGCAAAUAGUUUGGCCAUAGCCACAGAUGCAGCUCACCUUCUCACAGAUUUUGCCUCAUUUAUGAUAUCACUUUUUAGUUUAUGGCUUGCUUCGAGACCUCCUACCAAACGAAUGAGCUUCGGAUGGUACCGCGCAGAGGUUAUUGGUGCAUUAACAUCUGUUUUGAUGAUUUGGGUUGUAACAGGGAUUUUAGUUUACCUGGCCAUUCAGAGACUUGUUAAUAAAGAUUUCGACAUUGAAGCAAAAAUCAUGUUGAUAACUUCGGGUCUAGGAGUGGUCAUAAACUUAGUAAUGGGUUGCACGCUCCAUCAACAUGGACACAGCCAUGGGGGAAGCAACCACCAGCACAGCCACUCAGCUCCAAUCCAUGACGCUGAAAACCAACCUCUACUCUCUCAUAGCCAUGUAGGACACACUCACGAUGAUGUUGAGAAUAUCAACGUUCGAGCGGCCUUUAUUCACGUUGUUGGAGAUUUCGUUCAAAGUCUCGGCGUUUUCAUUGCCGCAAUAAUAAUUUUUUUCCAGCCGGAUUGGGCAUUUAUUGAUCCUAUCUGCACUUUUCUAUUUUCGAUCUUAGUUCUUUUCACUACGAUCGCAAUUUUAAAAGAUGCGUUGACUGUUUUGAUGGAGGGCUUGCCUCGGGGACUGGAUUUUAAUAGAGUACAGCACACGUUUUUGUCUAUCGAUGGCGUGAUUCGUGUACACAACCUUCGUAUAUGGGCUCUUACAAUGGAUAAAGUCGCCUUGUCCGCACAUUUGGCCAUUCGGCGUGGGUCGAAGACUCAAGAAGUGUUAAUACAAGCUUCGCAACUGGUGCGUUCUAAAUUUAAUGUGUUUGAAAUGACGUUACAAAUAGAGAAAUUUGAGGCUGGAAUGGAAGAUUGUGUGCAGUGCCAAGAUCCUGUAGAUUGAUUCUUUUAUAGAAACUGUGUAUUUGCAAUCUCAAGUUCAAACUCCCUUCUGAGAAUUGCAUUUUCUUAUAUUUGCUCAUAUUGGCCUCGAACAUAUUAAAGCCUUACAAACGAUAUGUUUGCUUUGUUCGCUAUGUAAUUGGUAAGCGUGCUGCAUGAAGUUGAAUAAAAUAAUUGUACUCUUUU